Molecule: messenger RNA, 839 nt
Organism: Phalaenopsis equestris
Lineage: Eukaryota; Viridiplantae; Streptophyta; Magnoliopsida; Asparagales; Orchidaceae
Exons: 2
Source: RefSeq, a predicted model, not a curated record
UAAUCUGUUGCUCGUCUUCAUCACCAUCAGAUUUUUUUUUAAAAAAAAUUCAACCCUACCGUUCUUGCUUCAACCUCUCCUCCCCCGCUUCUCUCUUCUUCCUCUGAAAAUAGACGUCAAAAACAGGAUUAAUUCGAGGAAGAACAAGACUGAGCUUUUCCUUGCCAUCUCUUCAUAAUGCAGUUUCAUCUUCCUUUUGGUGGAGAAAGUCAUGAGCUCGGCUAAAUCCUAAUUAAAACUAAAAUAUGUGAGCGAGGUCUCCCUUUUCACAUUGCAAGCUGCCUAAACAAUCCUUGACCGAGAGAAUGUUUGGGUCACAAACUCAGAGCGAGAUCUCUUAUAGAUUACCUUCCCUUAUAUAUCAAUGGAAAAACACCAUGAUCAACGCUAAAAGCUCUACCAAAACCUCACACAAUAGCGGCAGUUCAUGGAAGGCAGCCAGAGUCAAUGUCAAAUUCCAAGAUCUUUAUGAUUUCACAGUAGAGGGUAACAUUGAUGAUGUUAAUGUACUGAAUGAAGUGAGGGAGAGGGUGAGGCAGCAGGCAAAGGUGUGGUGGGCUCUUGAGGCCAGUAAGGGUGCAAAUUGGUACUUGCAACCUCAGAUAUCUUCCAAAGGAGAGGGCAUCAGCGUGGCUUCACUGAAGCUUUCAGUGCUUACAAACACAAUUUCUCUAAGAAAGCUUAUAAGGAAGGGUAUUCCUCCGACUCUGAGACCUAAGGUGUGGCUCUCAGUUUCAGGUGCAGCAAAGAAAAGAUCAACUGUGCCUGAGAGCUACUAUGAAGAUCUGAUUUUGGCUACCCAUGGAAAGGUUACACCUUCAACGAGACAGAUUGAUCAU